Messenger RNA from Sceloporus undulatus (fence lizard), 6462 nucleotides. It is a transcript of the gene ADAMTS3, whose product is annotated as ADAM metallopeptidase with thrombospondin type 1 motif 3. Gene Ontology annotation, biological process: proteolysis; extracellular matrix organization. Gene Ontology annotation, molecular function: metalloendopeptidase activity. The record is from RefSeq and is a predicted model, not a curated record. The transcript is spliced from 22 exons. Gene Ontology annotation, cellular component: extracellular matrix. Lineage: Eukaryota; Metazoa; Chordata; Lepidosauria; Squamata; Phrynosomatidae. The coding region runs from base 122 to 3733 and encodes 1203 amino acids.
GGAACCGAAGGAGGCCAGAGGCUGGGCGCUUGGGCCACGCGCCGCAGGAGAGCCAGCCAGACUCUCUCCUCCUCCUCCUCCCUCGGCCGCCCAAGGGAAGCUGAAGCCCGGCUCCGGGAGGAUGGGGCUCCGCUCCCUGCUCUUCCUGGCAGCCGCGCUGCUCGGGCCCCUCAGGACGGCUCUCCAGGAGCAAGCUGCUAAGGAAGAAAUUAUUCAAACAGGAAUAUCAAAAAGCAAAUUAAAGCACUAUGUUCUAGCAAUCCCAGUCAGCACCAGUGCAGAUGGAAGUUAUAUCUCCAAUAUUGUUUCUGCAAGCCAUUCAAGGAGAUCCACAAGGGAUGUCUCUCCAAGCCCCAAGCAACUGUACUUUAAUGUGUCUGCUUUUGGAAAGGAAUUCCACCUCAGACUCAGGCCUAACACACAUUUAAUAGCUCCUGGAGCAGUGGUGGAGUGGUAUGAAGAUACUGUCAAAAUGAAAAAUGGAACUGAUGGUCAGACAGAGACUAUCACAGACAGGAUAUGGAAAAAGGAAUUGCUGCAAACCAACUGUGCAUAUGUUGGAGACCUUGUAGAUAUACCAGGAGCUUCUGUCGCUGUUAGCAACUGUGAUGGCCUGGCCGGAAUGAUAAAAGCAGGUGAAGAUGAAUAUUUCAUUGAGCCAUUGGAGAAAGGGAAACAAAUGGAUGAAGAAAACGGAAGGCUUCACAUGGUUUAUAGGAGGUCAGCAAUUGCCAAGGAACCAACGGAUGUGCUCCCUGACUUCCAAAGUACAGAAUCUGACCUUCAAGGCCUGAGCAGUCUGGACUCCACUUACACCAGCAUAGAGCAACAACUGAAUGAGACGUUGAGACAGCGCAGACAUGCUGGAGACAAUGACUAUAAUAUCGAAGUGCUUCUGGGGGUGGAUGACUCUGUGGUCCGAUUCCAUGGCAAAGAACAUGUGCAGAACUACCUCCUCACUUUAAUGAAUAUAGUGAAUGAAAUUUACCAUGAUGAAUCCCUAGGGGUCCAUAUAAAUGUAGUACUGGUUCGCAUGAUGAUGUUGGGCUAUGCCAAGUCAAUCAGCCUCAUCGAACGGGGAAAUCCAUCAAGGAGCCUGGAAAAUGUAUGCCGUUGGGCGUAUCAGCAACAAAGAACAGACCCAAGUCAUUCAGAGCACCAUGAUCAUGCCAUAUUUCUAACCAGACAGGAUUUUGGACCAGCUGGAAUGCAAGGAUAUGCUCCAGUAACAGGCAUGUGUCAUCCUGUCAGAAGCUGCACUCUUAACCAUGAAGAUGGGUUUUCUUCAGCAUUUGUGGUUGCCCAUGAAACUGGCCAUGUGUUGGGAAUGGAACAUGAUGGUCAAGGGAACAGGUGUGGGGACGAGACAGCAAUGGGGAGUGUGAUGGCUCCAUUGGUGCAAGCUGCUUUUCACCGUUAUCACUGGUCCCGAUGCAGUGGCCAGGAACUCAAAAGAUACAUACACUCCUAUGACUGCCUCCUUGAUGAUCCCUUUGAACAUGACUGGCCCAAACUUCCUGAGCUGCCAGGAAUAAAUUAUUCGAUGGAUGAACAGUGUCGUUUCGAUUUUGGUGUGGGCUACAAAAUGUGCACGGCGUUUCGAACCUUUGACCCAUGUAAACAGUUGUGGUGCAGCCAUCCAGACAAUCCCUACUUCUGCAAGACAAAGAAGGGGCCUCCACUUGAUGGGACAGAAUGUGCCCCUAGUAAAUGGUGCUAUAAAGGUCACUGCAUGUGGAAGAAUACCAACCAGCUGAAGCAAGAUGGCAACUGGGGAGCAUGGACGAAAUUUGGCUCCUGCUCCAGAACAUGUGGAACUGGUGUUCGCUUCCGGACAAGGCAGUGCAACAAUCCCAUGCCUGUUAAUGGAGGUCAAGAUUGUGCCGGUGUCAACUUUGAGUACCAGCUAUGCAACAUGGAAGAGUGUCCAAAGCAUUAUGAAGACUUCCGAGCCCAGCAGUGUCAACAACGCAACUCACAUUUUGAAUAUCAGAACAGUAAACACCACUGGCUGCCAUAUGAGCAUCCUGAUGCCACCAAGAGGUGCCAGCUUUAUUGCCAAUCCAGAGAGACAGGAGAUGUUGCUUAUAUGAAACAACUUGCCCACGAUGGAACACGCUGCUCAUACAAAGACCCAUUCAGCAUUUGUGUGCGUGGAGAGUGUGUGAAAGUGGGCUGUGACAAAGAAAUUGGGUCCAACAAAGCUGAAGACAAGUGUGGAGUGUGUGGGGGAGAUAACUCGCACUGCCGAACAGUAAAAGGAACCUUCACUCGAACCCCUAAGAAGCCUGGGUACCUUAAGAUGUUUGACAUCCCACCGGGUGCUAGACAUGUGAGCGUCCAAGAAGACGAGGCUUCCCCUCACAUUCUUGCCAUUAAGAACCAAGCAACAGGUCACUAUAUUCUGAAUGGUAAAGGAGAGGGGUCCAGCUCUCGUUCCUUCAUUGAUCUGGGCUUAGAAUGGGAAUACCACAUAGAAGAUGACAUAGAGACACUUCAGACUGAUGGACCAUUGUAUGAUGCUGUUGUUGUGUUGAUCAUUCCUCAGGACAAUGACACUCAGUCUAGUCUGACUUACAAAUACAUCAUCCAUGAGGAUUCUGUACCCAAUGUCAAUAGCAACAAUGUCCUUCAAGAGGACCUUGAUACAUUUGAGUGGGCUUUGAAAAGUUGGUCACAGUGUUCCAAGCCAUGUGGAGGAGGUUUUCAGUACACCAAAUACGGAUGCCGCAGGAAGAGCGAUAGCAAAAUGGUUCACCGUGGCUUCUGUGAAGCCAGCAAAAAACCGAAGCCUAUUCGCAGGAUGUGCAAUCUUCAAGAAUGCACACAGCCCUUCUGGGUUACGGAGGAAUGGGAGCACUGCACCAAAACCUGUGGGACUGCUGGUUAUCAAAUCCGAACAGUCCGUUGCAUUCAGCCGCUUCACGAUAGUGCAAACCGCUCUGUGCAUUUUAAAUACUGCAGUGGGGAUAGACCUGAGAGUCGUAGGCCUUGUAACAGAACUCCAUGUCCUGCUCAGUGGAAGACAUGGCCGUGGAGUCCAUGUUCUGUGACCUGCGGUGAAGGAACAGAGUCCAGGCAGGUCUUAUGCCGUACUGGUAACCAAUGUGAUGGAGAAAAGCCAGAGUCUGUGAGAGUGUGCAAGCUUCCCCCGUGUAAUGAUGAACCUUGCCAAGGAGAUAAAUCCAUCUUCUGCCAGAUGGAGGUGCUUGCCCGGUACUGUUCAAUCCCAGGCUACAAAAAGCUGUGCUGUGAGUCUUGCAGCAAACGUAGUAGCACCCUGCCACCUCCUUUCCUGAGUGAAGCCGCAGAAACUGAAGAGGAAAUCAUAGUUACCCAUGGUGACCCACCUAAGACUUUGGUUGGUCCAACAUCUUUACUCUCACCUCAGUCUGAGGGUCCAGGUUCUUUGGGCAGGAUGUCCUUGGCAGAAGACACCCAUGCACUUGUUCCUCAGACCCACAGCAGGUCCAGAGUCAUCAGUCCACUGCAGCGAAGAGUGAAGAACCAAGCAAGAAACACGACUUCUGGAUCAGUGGCAAUGCCAUACCAGCCACCAACCAAAAGUGGCCAUCUCCUUACCCACAGUUCUUCAACCUCAUUAGAUAGCAGUCCAACCAUAGUGGAAAAUAACAGCUCAGCUGAUGUUCAUUCUCCACACAGAACCUCAAGGAGAAAUGAGAAGCAAACUGACAGGUGGCAGCUUCCAAGGGUUUCAACUGUGGAAAGAUGAAACUUAGAGUGGGGAAAGAGAGGGUUAAUGAAAGUGGAGGUCGUCUUGUUGUUUCGUUCCCAGUAUCAUGGUGCAUGCAAAAUUUCCAAGUGCAGGACUCUCAACAUCAGUAACUGAAAUGGAGAGUGGGGGAAAGUGCAGGUUCACUUUGCAGUCAAAUCCAUCCUUCCUCUCUUUUUCUUUUCUUUCUUCCCCUCCCUCAGUAUCUGGUUACCUGCAUAUUUCAAAGGGAAACUCCAAAAUGACACAAGAAAGCAGGUAGUUGGGUGGGCUGGCCCUUUCCUGCCAACCAGAAAUCUAUGUUGUACAUCAGCUGCUUUAAAAAAAACCCAAAAGAUAUAUUAUUAAUUAACUAAACAUAAAGAAAAAUAAAAGGAAUGUUGUUUGAGGGGGUAGAGAAUGGGGAAAGGCAACCAAUCAGAGGAACCAAACUUUUACAUUUCUGCAAAAUAUUUUUUACCAUGGAACAACAAAUUGUAUUGCUAAUUUAUAUCUAUAAAAUGAUUAAUAGUACGAUUCAAAGUUGCAGCUGCCGUGUACAUAGUGUAUAUUAGCAACAGAGGAAGGGAAAGAAAAGCAGUAUUAUUUUUCAGAAUUUUGUGUUCUUCAGCCAUUCGUGUAUGAAUUUUACAUUUCAGGGUCAUGUUUGGGUGCCUACCAUACAAGUUCUGCCUUAUUCACAUUCCAUGAGCAUGCUUGUCAACUGAGAUCCAAAGAGCUCAAUCCACAAAUUCAGCUGUUUCCAUAUAUGUGGUUAAACAGCUUCAGGACAUUUCUUGGGAGAUUUCCAGAUUUCUUUGUGCUGUAACAGAGCAGCUCUUGAGUGGCUUUCCAUGAGCAUGGAUUCCUUCGUAGGAAAGAAAGGAGUUAACUCUGAAAGUCUGAAUUCUUUGCUUCUAGUUUUGGUGCAGAGCUAUCAGAAGGCUGAUGGUGGAGUGAAAGGUCUGCCUAUAGCUCUUUGGAUCCCAGCUUGUAGCAUUACUGUGAGAGAUAAUCUCCCAUUUGUCUGUCACUUCAGAGAGCAGUUGGAUUAUUAUCACAGUCCUGUAACACAUAGCUUGGGGAAUGGUAAGGUACAAAAUGUAUGUGUUUUCAGGUGAUUCAUUUGUGCCACUUUAGGGGGAUAUAGGUUGGGUAGUGGAAAUGUACUACGCCAUAAACCAAAACUGAUUCUCUGUGCCUCCAGACAGAACAAAGAAAGAAAAGGAAGCUCCAAGCUAAAACCCCAGCCUAUAGUUAAGGGGGCUUUAUUGAGGCCUGGCAUCACAGUGCCUUCUUUCUUUUCCCUGCCCCACUGGAAAUCCACAGAACCCACUGCACAUGGGAGGUGUGCACAAACCAUAGUCCAAGUUGCACACUGAAUUCCAAAACUUGCCUAUACAACCAGCAUUGCAAACAUGCACCAUUUAUAGUGCUGGCAUCUGUAUAGUGAGUCAGGAGCGAUUCCCAUUCUGAAUCUCUCCUGCACCACAUUGCACCUCUUUACAUACAAGUGAGUUCUAUCAUGGGGCAGCCCUACCCACUGCUGUACUAGGUGAGCUGCAGCUUAACAACAGAGCCUAAGAAGAAGAAAUUAAUGUAACGGCUGAGAAAGGUCUGUAUGGGCACAUCCCCAUUGAGAUUAAUGGUAGCUGCACAAAAAUCUUGCCCCUGCCAUUAGGCAUAGUGAGCAAAGAGCCUCCAGCAGGGGAUCCUGGUAGGCAGCAGCAGUAGUAGCUCCUAGCUAUUACUCCUGAACCCACCAUUUUCUUCUUUUCAGGGGUAUAUGUGUGCAUCAAAUGGUCUGUACUAAAGCUACCUAAAUUAGUUUGCUGCUAUCACCUGUGAUAAUGGCAUUGUCCUAUUGCCAGUUUUGAAGGGUCAGUUGCUGAUCCAGUUGAGUUCAGCAGAUAAAUUGAUAGGAGGCACUAUGCCUUUUGCCUGAGGCUGCGAAAAAUCUUUGGCAUAACACACUGACAUAGCACAUGGUUCUGUAGAGCACAGAAUAAACCAGCACUAUUGAAGCUAAGCAAUACCAAGUGUGGCCAGUAUCUUCAUGGAAGGACUGCUUAAGGAGCCUGUGAACUGCUGCCUUUGAUUCCAUAAAAGAAAGGUGGAAUGUAGCAGUAAAACCAAGAAGUGCUUUACAUACACAAGGUGCCAGACUCUAGCCUUGACAUUUGUAAUAGUAGAAUUGGAAAACAUAUUUGCAAGAGGCCUGUUAUUAGGGGCUACUGAUAUGGAAAGACUACUGGUCUGACUGAAUAUAAGGCAGCAGCAUAUGCUCACAGAAGAAGGAUCAAGAUUUGCAUGUGAGCACAUCAGUGUACACGUACCACUCCUUUUCCCCAAAAAAGAAAGUGUUAGGCUCAUGAGAAGCAUCAGCCAUAUUUUUCUUUGGGUGCUACAGUCAAAAUAUGGUAGUGCUUGAAGGCAAUGUUGCAGUUUUAUUAUUAUUCUUUCUAUUAAAUAGCCUGUUAGACAUUUGUCAAGCCAAAAAGCAUCUCCAAAUGAGAACAGGCAUGAAUGAUGAGACACAGAUAUGGUAUUUUCAGAUGAGGCUGAACAUGAACAUAUACAUUCAUGGAUAUCAAGGUGGGGUCAGACACUGUCUUGCUACCCAUACCACCACAUUUAUCUGUGAUAAAUUUGGAUCGCUAUGGAACACACCAUUCCUGUGAGGCAGAUGUACUCUUCUCUCCUGGGUUUUGCUGUAAAGUACUUGUAUAUAGGAAUGAAAAGUAAAGCUA